AUGGCUAACCAGCAAGCAGAGGAUCAAAACAAUGCCUCUAGCCACAACUCAUCUGUAAGCAGAAUCGUAGUAGGACUUGACGGCAGCCCACCAUUGGAUCCCAGCCUUCCAUUGGAUCCCAGCCUUCCAUUGGAUCCCAGCCCACCAUUGGAUCCCAGCCUUCCAUUGGAUCCCAGCCCACCAUUGGAUCCCAGCCCACCAUUGGAUCCCAGCCCACCAUUGGAUCCCAGCUUUCCAUUGGAUCCCAGCCCACCAUUGGAUCCCAGCCUUCCAUUGGAUCCCAGCCUUCCAUUGGAUCCCAGCCUUCCAUUGGAUCCCAGCCUUCCAUUGGAUCCCAGCCCACCAUUGGAUCCCAGCCCACCAUUGGAUCCCAGCCCUCCAUUGGAUCCCAGCCUUCCAUUGGAUCCCAGUCCUCCAUUGGAUCCCAACCCAUCGAUGGCGGAACAUUGUUUCAAACCCAGCACGUCUAGAAAAACUCACCACUGCCGUGACUGUGGUGAAAUGUUUGCUCUGAAAGCUGACCUGAAGAGUCAUGUGACUCUCUACUUCUGCAGAAAACGAUACAACUCCACCUGUAAGCUGAAGGCCCAUGUCCGCUUCUGUCAAAGUGGAAAACUCUGCACCUGUUCUAUUUAUGGCAAGACUUUCAAACUCAAAGGAGAUCUGUCCAAGCACAUGAGGAUUCACACAGGGGAGAAAUAA
Messenger RNA from Oncorhynchus kisutch (coho salmon), 702 nucleotides. RefSeq names its product protein app1-like. Bases 1 to 702 code for a protein of 233 amino acids. The record is from RefSeq and is a predicted model, not a curated record. Gene Ontology annotation, biological process: regulation of gene expression. Gene Ontology annotation, cellular component: nucleus. NCBI's taxonomy places the organism in Eukaryota, Metazoa, Chordata, Actinopteri, Salmoniformes, Salmonidae. The transcript has 2 exons.